Messenger RNA from Knipowitschia caucasica, 243 nucleotides. The record is from the annotation of a GenBank genome assembly. NCBI's taxonomy places the organism in Eukaryota, Metazoa, Chordata, Actinopteri, Gobiiformes, Gobiidae.
AUGGACACGUCCUCUAAACUGGUGGAGGAAAGUGGAGGAUGUCACUGUCACGGCGCCGCAUUGCUCUGCUCCAUCCUCUGCGCUCCUGGGGGCAGGUGUGGGGGGUGGGGGGGUGGGCAGCAGCCAGAAAGGCCAGCGGCAGACAGCCUGUGGAUGUGUGCGCUGGGGGUCAAACUCGUCACAAUCACGGCGGUGUACAGAUGUGUGUACAGUACAGGCGCCUCCGUCCUAAAGUAUUUGUAA